Messenger RNA from Diatraea saccharalis (sugarcane borer), 1011 nucleotides. NCBI's taxonomy places the organism in Eukaryota, Metazoa, Arthropoda, Insecta, Lepidoptera, Crambidae. The record is from the annotation of a GenBank genome assembly.
AUGCCCGUUAAUGAAGCGUACACUGACGUUGUGGAGCUGUGUGCAUUAUUGCAGUGUUUGGGGUUUAGUGUGAAAUCUUUAGACACCAGUGACCAUAACGUAAGUCAAGAUGGGGCCACCAAGACAGUCAUCAUCAAUUGUCAGUCUUCCGGUUUGCACGUGGUAUUGGAAAGUCCUGGAUUAUCCUGUUCAUGUCCUUCCACACACCAGAACAGCGGGGUGUGGCAGGUGUCUGGAGUCACCGGCGGGAAACAACUUGACAAGGAGUUCGGUUGCACUUUACUCGGUGCUCUGCCGAAAGCUCAUCGGGACAAGUUGACGCAAGAGCUGCGCGAGAUGAUACGGUGCAUCAAGCAACACAACGAGUCGGUGGACGUCGAUCAACAAAAAGCGAAGGAAAUCAACAAAUCAACCAGCAUGAUAGAACUGAACACUCCCGAGAAGAGGUUAAUUUAAUAUUUACAUUUAGGCUAGAAUUGCGCUGCAUCAUACUCUUUCUUGGCAUAGUAAAACAAUAAAUUUAUCCACCAAAGCUUAGGUGGUUAGUUAUGACGUCAUUUAAACAUUGCUAACUGGUACAACCAAUGGGUAAAACUCAUUAUGAGCUUAUCCGGUACUAUAACAUGUUUGUUAUGUUAAGAAUUUGGUACAACCAACCUUUAAAUUGAAUUACGUCAAUUAUUUACGGUCAGUUGUUUAAUGACGCCUUUAAGCUCUAACUAAUGAAAAUUUUACUCACAUUAUACGGGUGUAGAUAGUAAACGAAAAUAAAUACAUGUAAUGUUUUUUCUGGUAGUGUUUAAUAUACUAUUAAAAUCACACUUUUAUGCUAAUUAUAUUUAUAAUAUUGCUUAAAUAUAAAAAUAUCUAAUAUUUUAUGUUCGUUGUCACGUGACCGCAAACAGUGUCCCCCACCCCCUACGCUCCCCCUUAGUCCGCCACUGUACGAAAGUCUGAAAGUUUGCGUCUUGUAACACACUGCCCGCUGGAAACACGAGCGAAUUUCAAUAA